UGAAAUGGGCAACAAUCUCUGAUUCUCAUCAUGAGGGCUAGGCAAGAGAAGAGGCGAUCUUGAUUCUAUAUCAUCUAAAAGUAGAGCACUAUACGAGUCAUUUGGGAGCUCCGAAAAUGAUGCACCAUAUUUUCAUGGGUACCAAGGAAGACCUGGAAGAUCUGAUAGUUCGAAGUAUACACCUCCGGAGUCAAGUAUCAUGAAUAACAAAUACUUCCACCCGAUCAGCACAAAUAGAGAGCUUUCAAAACUCUUGAAUUUACAUACACUUCCUGUUUUGAACAAUAAUAAGUUUUAUCGAGAGAAGAUUUCAGAAUAUACAGAGAAAUUGAAGAUAAAUAAUACUGAAAAGGAGAAAUAUAGUAAGCUGUACCGAAAAAUUAAAGAGCCUCAAGAAGGUAAAGAGUCUGGACCUCACGACUACGAAGCUAUUGAAGAAGACAAAUCUGCUACUCUUGUUAUAGAAGUGAUAUCAGCAUGGAACAAGAACCACAAUAAAGUGAAACCUAAAUAUACUCCAGUUGUUGAGAUCAUGAAGUUAACCAAUGAUAUCGAUAAGCCAGAUGACAUCUUUAAAUUUAACUCUAAGGAUUAUAUUGAAGAAAAUGGACAGUAUGUUUGGAGCAAGAUAUGAAAGAUGAAGUUUGAUCAGAACUCUAGCAACUCAAAUAAAAAUAUCAAAAUCUCUUUCUACAGGAAGGAAAGUGGAUUUUCCAAAACUCAGAUAGGUAGUUCUCAUACUAUCUCUGUACUUUCAGCACUCAAAAACCAAGAUGUGAACUACAGAACAUUUGAAUUUGGUGUUGAUGAUCAGCAAUGGAAUGUUUUUACAAGAAUACAAUACAUUUAUAACAAAGAAGCUCUCUACAAACAGAUCUUACUCAGAUUAGAAGAAAGAGGAGAAAUGCUUAAAGAGGUAAUUGAUAGAUACAAGGAGCAAAGAGAGAAAAAGAAUCUUGGUAUGAGAUAUACCUUCAAAAGGCACUUGAGCAACUCUAAUUUAGAUUCAAACAUGAGUAGGUACUCAAGCAAGAAAUUGAGCUCUAAAAGUCCUUCUCACUAUGCAGGGUAUUAUAGCAGUACUAAAUCUCUUAGCAAUGAUAGGAGCUUAAAUACCAUCACUGGGUAAUGAGAUAGAGGAAUUCAAGCUUAUAUUAAACAAUU
Messenger RNA from Moneuplotes crassus, 1164 nucleotides. Lineage: Eukaryota; Ciliophora; Spirotrichea; Euplotida; Euplotidae. The record is from the annotation of a GenBank genome assembly.